UUACCAGUCAAAUCUCGCAGCAGCAGCAACAAACAGCAGCAAUGGCCGUGUUCCGCAGAGUGGCAGCGCUGGCCGGCAGACUAAACCUCUGGUCGGCGGCGAGACACGAGCUGGUCGGCGGUCAGACGACCAGCGGAGGACGGACACGGAGGUGUUUAGCCGUCGGGAUGUGUCUGGCGACCGGAGGAGCCGUGGCGGUUUACUUCUACAGCGAUAAGACGAGCGGAGGAGGCGGGAAGAGGAUGAGGAGUCAGCGGAGCAUCAACGGUUUACUAACGGCCAUACCCACCGUGGAGGCCAAGGAGAAGGGGCGUCCGUUUGACUUUGAGGAGGGAGACGUGUACAUGUCGUCCCAUGAGCACCGCUUCCGCAUGUUCACCUCUGUGGAGUAUGAAGGACAGCUGUACAUGACUCCGCAGAACUUCAUCGAAUCGGUCACCAUGAGCGAACCCAGAAACAAGAGGCCCUGGAGGUCCCUGGCCAAACAGGAGCUGGAGAAGAUUUUGUCAGAAACUCCCCAAGUGUGGAGGGGAUCCUCCAAACUGUUCCGCAACCUGAGAGAACGAGGCAUCAUCUCAUACACAGAGUACCUGUUCCUGCUCUGCAUCCUCACAAAGCCCCAUGCUGGCUUUAAGAUUGCUUUCAAUAUGUUUGAUGCAGACGGCAACCAGAUGGUGGACAAGAGGGAGUUCUUGGUGCUUCAGGAGAUCUUCCGGAAGAAAAAUGAGAAGAGAGGGAGGAAAGGAGAUGCUGAGAAGUCGGCGCAGUUGAGUAUGCAGCUCUAUGGAUAUCAGGUUGCCCCCAUGAACAGCGUGCUAAAAAAAGACAGUCAGGAGUUUGUGGCGCGGAGUUACUGGGACGUUCUGAGGCGAGGCGCCAGUCAAGUCCUCUUUUCUGACCUGGCGGAGGAUUUUACUCUUGAGCGAGCAGAUGAGAGUAUCACGAUCGACACCACCCUGUUGGUCCAUUUCUUUGGGAAGAAAGGGAAGGCAGAGCUUACUUUUGAUGACUUCUACAGGUUUAUGGAUAACCUUCAAACAGAGGUGUUGGAAAUUGAGUUUCUGACUUACUCUAAAGGGAUGACCACCAUCAGUGAAGAAGACUUCGCCAAAAUCCUGCUUCGCUUCACCAAUGUGGAGAACAUCAGCGCCUACCUGGAGAACGUCCGCCACUGUAUACCUGACGAGAAGCAGGAGGGAAUCACCUUUGAUGAGUUCAGAUCAUUCUUCCAGUUUCUCAACAACCUCGAGGACUUUGCCAUUGCCAUGCAGAUGUAUAAUUUCGCCUCUCGCUCCAUUGGACAAGAUGAGUUUGCAAGAGCGGUGUAUGUGGCCACUGGGCUGAAGCUGACACGUCACCUUGUACACACCAUCUUCAAGAUCUUUGACGUGGACCACGACGACCAGCUCUCCUACAAGGAGUUCAUCGGAAUAAUGAAGGACCGGCUGCACAGGGGAGCCAGGGGCUUCAAAUCUGUGGAGCGCUUCACCUCUUUUAAAUCCUGUCUGAAGAAGGAGCUGGCAGGCAGCAGGUGAAGGGCCGACACCACACCUCCUUCUCCGGCUGUGUUCGCUCUGGGGCUAGAAGACAGGUGCACAAGCUCUGGAGGAGGUUCCAGGAGAAGCAGUAGAGGAGGCCUGAGUUAACAACAACAUGGUGUGUUCAAAGGCAGAUCUCCGUUGGACCUCCACAGCCGAUACUAGCAUGCCUGCACACAGCUGACUGAAGCUCUGUAUGAUGAUGAUGAUGAUGAUGAGCAUCAUCACUCCUGUUUCCGUUCUUGUCUUCCCAGUCGUCUCGAUCUGAUGCCAAGUAUGAUUUACAGUGUAUUUAAACAAAACAGAAUUAGAUUAGAAAACUACUCUCCAAACAUAGCACCUCCACAACAGUCAGUAGAACUGCAACUAACGAUAAUUUCUAUUUUGGAUGAAUCUAGCGUCUUUUUUUAAUUAAGCUAUAAAAACAUUGUUUUAAUUAGCUUACUUAUUCUGAACAGCCUAACAAUUUUAUAACAAUAUUAUAUAGAUAUUACUAAGCAAGUUUUAGCAUUUUUGAAGUUCUACCAACUAAAUGAUUUUCACUUAAUGAAUGACGUUUUAAAUUAUUUAUCCAAACUAUAAUAUAUGUCUUUUUAAAUAAGAAUAAUUAGCUGAACUGCUGCAUUACAAACUGUACCAACUGAAAGAGCACAACAAUAGUUACAUUACAAAAAUCUAUUUGAUAUUGAUAAUGUAAAAUAAUAUAUUGACAUACAGCAGAACACUGAAGUCGUAGAACUAAAUGAAGGUAUUGUGGAUAUGUAUUGUCUGUCUUCACCUCUUUUUAUUCAUAUCAGUCUUUUUUCACUUAUAUUUUGAUGAUCUCAUCUAGCCAGUAUAAUUGUUGCUUUUUAUUGCACUAAGAGAGUAUAUAAACACUAUUGCUACAGUUAGGAUGCUGUAUUAUCCUAAUAUUACUACAGCACCGGGGAUACCUUUGACCUGGAGGUGGCAGCAUAAAGCAUGAAAGACAAGGGAUGAGAUUGUUUUUGUAAUAUUGUAAUUUGACAUGAUCCUUAAUGUCUUAACCUGUUUUGUGUCUUAGUUGCAUGUAUGACAAUAUAUAUAUAUGUCUAUAUAUGACAUAGAUAUCCACACGGGCGCCUUUUCUCCAUUCCCUUUCUCAUCCGAAUAAUGUCACAUAGCAAACCAGCAAAUAAUUCAGCACUGUGUAGCUUUUAAAAUGAAUAGAAUUGCAAAACGUGCAUUUAUUACAUCAGCAUUAUCUGUCAUUUAUAACUAGGGAUGCACCGAUCUGACUUUUUCAGUCCCGAUACCGAUAGCGAUACUGAUAGCGAUACCGAUAGCGCUACUGUGCAAUACUGUGCUUUGGGUAUCGACCGAUACCGAGUACUGAUCGAAUCUGAUCAUCCAAUCAUCGUGUGGAUCACUAAUCACUAAGAUAAUUCCUCUAUAUGUAGGGCAACAUCAGGCUUGACCUAAACAUUGCUUUCUUAACUUAAACAAAAUGUAACAAAUAAAUAUAAGAAAAUAGAUAAAUAAAAUAAAUGUAUUUACUGAAUUGAUAUUUAUUAUUGAAAUAAUUAAUUGUACACUGGCAACUUGGCAAAUAAAUCUUCAAAAUUAUCAGGAAUUACAAUUCAAGUGUAAACCCUUUUAAUGCAGCAACAAAUUGGUCAAAACUUAAACAGGAAUUAAAAUGCCAGUAUAAUUGAUAUAGUAUAUAAACAUAAAACUGAAUUGAAUAGAUCGGCCAGCUAUUUGAGUCAGUAUCAGCCCGAUAACCGAUCCGGUACCGGUGCAUCCCUAUUUAUAACCCAAUCUUUAAUGUUAUAAUAUAUCAUGAAUCAUUGAAUAUAAGUUUUAAAUGUCUUGGUGUGAAAUAUGGAAUAUAUUUUGAAUAUAUUGGAAAGAAAGGAAGAAGUAGGAAAUGGUAAAAUGAAAAUGUAUGUAAAUUAUUCCCAUCAUGUUUGCAAUAAUUCAUGUGUUUGUCACCUCAGUGGAACCUGGUGAAUUAAUUUACAUGCACGAAUAAACUAUUUUAAGAAGA
This is a messenger RNA of Sebastes umbrosus (honeycomb rockfish), 3549 nucleotides long. RefSeq names its product mitochondrial calcium uptake family, member 3a (gene micu3a). Gene Ontology annotation, cellular component: uniplex complex. Gene Ontology annotation, molecular function: calcium ion binding. The record is from RefSeq and is a predicted model, not a curated record. The transcript is spliced from 17 exons. The coding region runs from base 42 to 1535 and encodes 497 amino acids. NCBI's taxonomy places the organism in Eukaryota, Metazoa, Chordata, Actinopteri, Perciformes, Sebastidae. Gene Ontology annotation, biological process: calcium import into the mitochondrion; mitochondrial calcium ion homeostasis.